Ostreococcus tauri is the source of this 228-nucleotide messenger RNA. RefSeq names its product BolA protein. Lineage: Eukaryota; Viridiplantae; Chlorophyta; Mamiellophyceae; Mamiellales; Bathycoccaceae. The coding region runs from base 1 to 228 and encodes 75 amino acids. Gene Ontology annotation, cellular component: nucleus; cytosol. The record is from RefSeq and is a predicted model, not a curated record. Gene Ontology annotation, molecular function: 2 iron, 2 sulfur cluster binding. The transcript has a single exon. Gene Ontology annotation, biological process: intracellular iron ion homeostasis.
AUGAGCUCGGUGGAAGAGAUCGAACGAUUGUUGACAGACGCGUUGGCGCCGACCGAACUGGACGUCGUGGACGUCUCGGCGUCGUGCGGGUCGGCUUUCGACGUGUCGAUUGUCUCGGCAAAGUUCACGGGCGUGGGUCGUUUACAGCGACAUCGCAUGGUGCACGAAGCGUUGGGGGACGUCAUGUCGCGCGUGCACGCGAUGAAGAUCGACGCGAAGGCGCCGUGA